This is a messenger RNA of Thalassophryne amazonica, 4661 nucleotides long. RefSeq names its product interleukin 12 receptor, beta 2a (gene il12rb2). The transcript is spliced from 17 exons. Gene Ontology annotation, cellular component: membrane. The record is from RefSeq and is a predicted model, not a curated record. The coding region runs from base 83 to 2620 and encodes 845 amino acids. Gene Ontology annotation, molecular function: protein binding; cytokine receptor activity. Lineage: Eukaryota; Metazoa; Chordata; Actinopteri; Batrachoidiformes; Batrachoididae.
ACGUACAGCCGCACGCGGAGUGCGGACAAACUGCGCUGAAUUUAAAAAUAAAACGAACGUGGCGAAUUACGGCGACGCGUAAAUGCUUCAAAAUGCGCGCGAGCAAAAAAAGAUCACGAAGUUUGGACGUCGUAUCACGACCAGACGUGAGAGCUCCUGUGAUGAUGUGAGAUACACAAGAAAGCUUUCGUUGGCGAAGAUGUCCCAAACAUGGACCAUCCUCACUGCGCUCACGGUACUGACCGUGCACCUGUGCCUGGGUGAGAAGUCUUGUGUAAUCUGGUCCAGUGCCGGAUCUGUGGUGCGCCGAGGCUCCAGUUUUGAUGUGUGCUGCAUCUUUAACUGUAACUGCAAAGCAUCUAUGUACAAAGACCAUCCGGACACACCACAGAGUCACACAGAACUGAACUCAACAAUGAUAUGUUUGCAUGUGGUGAACAUCACAAAGAACAGGACGUACAGCUGCAAGUGUAACUGCCAAGCGCCUGAUCCCUGUGGACUGGACGUCUCCACCGGAUACCCACCAGAUCCUCCUGAAAACAUAACCUGCAUCUACAGUGUUUCAAAUCUUCCAACUGGAACUGUGACCUGCACUUGGAAGACAGGAAGGAAUACUUACCUAAGCAGUACAUCAACACUGAGGGUGACGAGUCAAUAUGUAAAUCACACGCAGGAAUCCAGAGACUAUGGCGUCUCCAAUAAGGGAUCUUAUGUCUCCUCAGCUACUUUUAGCAUCUCCAGCUUUGUCCAGCUGAUCUCUGUACGGGUUCGAACCCAAAACCAUCUGGACUAUGCUGAUUCUGACAGUGUCAGCUACACACUAAGUGACAUCGCGAUGCCCUCACCUCCUGUUCUUGUCGGCGCCUCCUGCUCUUCUCGGGUUUGCAGGAUCACAGUCGAGCAGUCUGUGGGAACGCCGCACCUGGAGAUACAGUACAGAGCAAGACAUCAGCCGUGGACCACAUCUCCAGAAUCUCAGGUGCUGGUGGGUUUGGUGCCGGUUCGGAACAUCUCGUCUCUGGAGCCCUACAGGUUGUACCAUUUCAGAGCUCGAGCCAAAUUCAGCACGGGCCUGUGGAGUGGGUGGAGCUUGAACAUUUCAAACUGGACUGAUGAGGAGGCUCCUGCCAAAGAGCUGGAUGUGUGGUAUGCUGAAAUCAGUUCUCAACUGAAUUCUGUAAAAGUUUACUGGAAAGUGAUGAACAGUUCUGUUAUGAGAGGGGAGAUCACAAAAUACACAAUCACAGUUUUCAACCAGGACAAGAGAUCAGUCUUCAACAUCAGCGCCACUGCCAGCAGUUACAUCGUCCCGUCCUGUGCCGGCUGUGAAAUGACAGUACAUGCUCACAACUCCAAAGGGACGUCUCCUCCUGCCAAAAUUACAACCCCUCACACCAACGCCAAGCCUCCGUUGGAUGUGCGAGUCAAAACAGCUAAGCUCAAUGUCACCAUCUCCUGGAGAAAGCCUGAAACUGCACCAGGACCCCAUGGUUAUGUGGUGGAGUGGUACCCACAGGGCCACAAGCUGGAGGAGCUCAGAUGGGUCAGACUGGAUAGGAAACACACCCGCACUGUCGUCACAGAUAUGAAACCAUUUGAGUGCUAUCAUGGAGCAGUGUCUGUGCUUUACGAUGAGAACUCAGUCAGCAGAACCACAUUUACAGGUGUCAGCAUUCUGGAGUCAGCCCCACAAUGUGGUCCAAGCGCCCAACAGAGGAUUGAUGGGAAGAAAGUGGAAGUGAUCUGGGCAGAACUUCCCAGGGAUGAACGUGGCGGUUGCAUCACCAACUACACGAUCUACAUAGAAAACAAAAGCAGUGAUGAACAGUUCUACAAUGUACCAGCAUCCAAGAGGUCACAUGUCAUCACAGGCUUGUCUCCCGCCCUGUACAGCCUCUGGAUGACAGCUUGCACUGCUGAAGGAGAGAGUCCUGCAGGUCAAAUCAUCAAGUUCUUUAUCCAACAAGAGAGCAGACUGCCACUGCUCCUCAUGUGUGCUGUGUUGUGUCUGAGCCUACUGUGUGUGCUGUGUGUGUGUCAGAGCUCAGCAGUGAAACAAAGAUUCUGGAUGCUUUUCCAGUGCUGCAUGCUCAGUGGUGUGCCAGAUCCUGCAAACAGUAAAUGGGCUAAGGAGUGUUCCAGAGUCGAGGGAAAGAGGGCGCUCCAGAUCCAGCCGAGUAACUCCAGCGUCACUGAGGAGGAGGAGGACGAGUCCAUGUUCGUGGACGUUGAGGAGCUGCUGGAACAGAGUGCUGACGUCGCCACAUCCACGUCAGAUUCCUCCUCACAGCCGACUCCUCAGAGCAGCCUGAUCCCUGAGACGCUGCCGCUACUGUACCCGCUGACCUCCUACAUUAAGAGCUUCUCCCAUGACUCGGACUAUUCGGAUCACACAGAGACGUCACAGGACACAAACACAACAGUGGACUACAUCUCCUCACAGGGUCCAGAGAACAGGAUGGUGGAUGAAGAGGAUCAGGAGGAGGAGGAGGACGGCGUCAUGGUGAUGCUGAGUUUCUUUCCCUCUCACAACCUGCUUAUGGAGCCACUGUCAUUUGGAGGGAAGCUGAGUCUGGAAACUGUCAAAAUCGAUUGCAGCAACCUCUUCCAAAACACUUAACAUCAUCUUGAAAGCAGAAGAACACUGAUAACUGAGUGUCCAAACUUUUUUUGCCCCACAACAAUGAAAACAGCACAGACAUCAAAUAUCUUGAUGAAAUGCAGCAAGUGCUUUGAAUUUUCUCCCUUUUUUGUGUGUAAUGGCGCGUUACGAGAUGUUUGAAGAGUACCCACUACCUCUUUGCACAUCAGCUUCACACUCUGAUCUAAGGCGGACUGAGCAACCAUGUUCUGAAGCUGUCAUGCUGGGACACAGUAUUUGACUCAGACUCAAUGUUUUAUAACAGGCAUUACUGUUGGACACACUAAUAACACAACCAAAAAAAAGACUCCACACAGCCUGCAGACACUGACUCAGCUGAUCACUGUCAGAAUUCUGGAGCCGGUGCCGCCAACCGAAUGGUCCUCUCUGAAGAUUGGUCCACCCUGCCUUCACUGCGCAUAUGUCAUUUCGGAGCAUCGGCAGCAAUUCACCGAUUAUCACCUUGUUUCUGCUUCAAACUGCACUCCUCUCAUCAUCUAUCUCAGCAACACAUAUCUGAAGCUUUUAUACAACAAUCGUUUCCACAUAAAGUCAGCAUUAUUUCAUAAUAAAAGACAGGAGAUCGAUCAGAGUGACAGCAGCACGUCUCAGUCUGACUCUCUGAGUCUGAGUCUCUACAUCCAAAGCGGUCAAACGGAAUAAUGUGAUUAUUAACCAUCAGAUGACAAAUUAAAACAUCUUAAAUCAUUCUAAAAUCAGUUUUAAGCAGAAACAAGGCGAUAAUCUGUGAAUUGCUACUGACACUUGGAAAUUACAUAUGUGCAGCAGCACUGCAGUCUCCGACAUGCUGCUGUGGUGCUCUGAUCAGUCCUCCAUCUUUUAUUAUGAAAUAAUGUAUCAGGCUCGGUGUUGACAACUGGCUGGACACAAAUGCAGAACACAAACUCACCGAUCUGUAGGUUUAACUCUUUUACUGGGUUGGUUAGCAGGGGUCGGUACACGGUAAUGCAGUCAGACGAGCAGAAGUACAACAAUCAUCAGGCGAGAGACGUGGUCGAAAAAAACUAGCAGGCGCUCAAAAACACAAUGAGGCAAAACGAAGCAAGGCAAUGGUACAAGAGAAGGCUGGAAAGAAGGCUCAAGGCACAUUGAUCUGGUGAAGGACCAGAGCAAAAAGAGAGUCUUAAAUACACCCAAGUGAUGAGCAGCAAAUCAAGAAUAGGUGUGAGGGGAGGCGACUAGAACAGGGAUGUGGUCAGACAAAGGGAAACGCCCACCACCAAGAGAAAGACAGAGAGAACCCAAGCAGAAAGCAACAGGCAAAGAACCAACAACACCCAAAAAUAAGACAAAAUGUACAAUAAAACAGAGCACCAACCCAAAACCUGACAUAAUGCUGAAUUAAUGUGGAAAUGAUUGUUGUACAAAAGCUUCAGAUAUCUGUUGCUGAGAUAGAUGAUGAGUGGAGUGCAGUUUGAAGCAGAAAUGAGGUGAUAAUCGGUGGAUCGCUGCUGAUACUCAGAAAUGAUGCAUGCACAGUGAAGGCAGGGUGGACCGAUUUUCAGCCCCCGACACUGGUGUGGCAUCCCGACUGGCUUCUCAAACUACCUGGUUGCUGUUGUGUUUACCUCACAAUAGCAGCAUCUGUCAGGAGAUUCAUCACACAUUUACAAAGUCGUUGCUGGUGUUUUUCGUGUCACAUACCACUUACAACAAAAAUAUAAAAAGUAAAACUUCUACAGACUUGGGUUGAGCUGGAUUCAAACUCAAUGCAGCAGAAGCAUUCAAAAAGCUCUAUGUAAUGAGCCACUGAGGUGUUCACACAUAGGCCCUGGGCCAGCAAGGUCCCACCUGCAUAGAGUGCCUUAAUUGAGAGAGUGGCGACGUUGACGAGUUGAAAAAACCCGUCACGUGACUCACGGUGCCAUCUUGGAUUCAAAAUAGUGUUCACAGUUAAUGUGUCUGCAUGUAAAUCCAGGUAUUUUAUUUAUUUAUUUGCUGAAAAUGCCAGGUUGCUGUGCAUUUGGAUGAACAAAUACACACAGCAAGGGCUUCAAGG